CAGGGCGGGGCCGCGGGAGCCGCCAUGCCGCGGGCGCCGGCGCUGCUGUGGCUGCUGCUGCCGGGGCUGGCGGCGCUGGAACCCCUGAGCGUGGGCAUCGCCAUCGGCGCCGCCUCGGCGCUCACCGGUUACCUCUCCUACCCCAGCUUCUACUGCAGCUACGUGGAGUGCUGCCCCGGCGACGGGCACCGCCUCAACGCCACCGCGCUGAGGGCGCAGCUGGACGCGCGGCUCUUCGGGCAGCACCUGGCCAAGGAGGUGGUGCUGAAGGCGGUGGCGGGCCUCAGCCGCAACCGCAGCCCCAAGAAGCCGCUGGCGCUGUCGCUGCACGGCUGGGGCGGCACCGGCAAGAACCUCCUGAGCCAGAUCAUCGCCGAGCACCUGCACCCCGCCGGGCUGCGCAGCAAGUUCGUCCACCUCUUCCUGGCCACGCUGCACUUCCCGCACCAGCACCAGGUCAAGCUCUACCAGGAGCAGCUGCAGAAAUGGAUCCAGGGCAAUGUCAGUGUCUGUCCCCACUCUGUCUUCAUUUUUGAUGAGAUGGACAAAUUGCACCCAGGCCUCAUUGAUGCCAUCAAGCCAUUCUUAGAUUAUUAUGAGCAGGUUAAUGGGGUGUCUUACAGAAAAGCUGUCUUCAUUUUCCUCAGCAAUGCAGGUGCAAAUUUAAUUAAUAAAGUGGCUCUUGACUUCUGGAGGAGUGGAAAGCAGAGGGAAGAGAUUCAGCUGAAAGACCUGGAGCCAGUGCUUUCUGUAGGAGUCUUCAAUAACAAGAACAGUGGUCUGUGGCACAGCAGUCUCAUUGACAGAAACCUCAUUGACUACUUUGUUCCUUUCCUGCCCCUGGAGCACAAGCACGUGAAGAUGUGCAUCAGGGCUGAAAUGAUAUCCCAUGGCCAUGCUGUCAAUGAAAACGUUGUUGAAGUGGUGAUUGAUGAGAUGACCUUCUUCCCAAAAGAGGAGAAAAUCUACUCUGAUAAAGGCUGCAAGACUGUACAGGCCAAGCUGAAUUUUCACUGGGACACUGUGAUGAGAGAUACAAAGGCUGAGGGUUGAUUAGCCUUUACCUCUCCAGAGCACUUUCAAAGCUUUUUGCAAUUUGUGUAUUUUGCAUUUAAGCUUUUUACUGCUGCAGGGAGUAUGGUGAAAAUCCCAGAGAGAGUUGUGUGGGCUUAUUUUAUUAUUAUUUUAAACUUGAAAUCCCAUUGCUCAUCUCUGAACUGGCAGGUAUCCAAAUACUGCCUUCCUGCCCACUCCUCAUAGAAAGCUUCUGAGCGAAAUAUAUAUAUGUAAGGCUGGAUACACUCUCUCCCACUUUAUUCUCCUAAGUGCAAGGACUAUUAAAUGUUUCAUUUUUCUUCCACAGAAAGUCUAGACUAGAGCAAAGGAGUAAAACAAAGGAAUUCUUCCAGGCAGCUAUACUCCCUUCCUUGUAUGUGGAGGGUCUAGUUCAUGGGCCAGUGAAAUCAAAGGUGGUGUGGCAUAUUUAGGCCUACAACAGUGUCUGCAAGAGUAAAUUCCUUGAUGCAUUGCCAGUAAGAAGCUGGCAUGCUAGAAGGUGCUAUUGUAGCUCUUACAGGUGGAGUCAGCUAUUUUGGGACAGAAGGCCAGAAUUACAGUGCACGUCUGACUGGCAUCACAUUAUCUCCUUCAGUGAUGUGGGAAGUCAUGAUGAGCUCAGGGAUAUCUGUUACUAAACAGCAGAAAAAAGGAGAAAGUAAUUGCCCCUCUGCUUCUUUUGGAGGAAAAGAAAUUGUGAUCUUCUCUAUUUUUGUAACUAAGGGGCCUAAGUGCUUUUGUGUAUAACUCUAGGAGGUUAGUCUCCCUGAGCACAGGGAAUCAGUUGGGGGAUUAGACUGUUAAAACAUACUAGAUCACUGUGUUCUUCAGCAGGAAAUCUUUCAAAAGGAUGUGACUGUUAGAACCUGUAAGGUUAAUCUGCCUGCAGGCUGCUGGACCUGAAGUCUACCAGCUCUUUAACAGUCCAUCCCAACUACACCCAAUAGACCAGGAAUGGGUAAUCCUGCUCUCAUCUUGCUGGAAGACACUUUCAUGGCAGAGGUAAUUUUUUUGAAUAGUGUAAGCAAUAGAAAAACAAAGCCCUUCCUAGAGAAUCAUAGAGAAAGGAGUAUGAAAAAUUGGAUCACAGAGCAACAUUCCCAUACCUCACUAGACAGGUACAGCUACUACUACAGCUUUAGCUUUUAAAGUUAAGGAGGGCUGUUUGGCAAGGUGAGUGACAUCUUACCCCUUGGGCAAGCUGUGAAAUUGGAAUUUGGAAGUUUAGGAAACUAGGAAAAAAUAAACUCAAUUCCCUUGGCAAGGUACCCACUUAGGAUGUGGCAAGCUUUAACUCUUAUCCAUCAUUUGUGGAUCAGAUAUCUUAGUGCAAGAUAGAAGUGCCUCUCACUUAUACAGGUAGAUGGUAAUGCGACUUAAACUGACUUGAGGGAGUAGGCUAUUUUUGUGCUGCAGAAUCAACUCACUUAAAUUCCAACUUGUUUUAAGAAGCGAUGCAGAACUUACAGGUCUCAACACUACUGCAAACUACAACUGAGAGCUUAAUACUUACAUUAACCUCUAAGUUAACAGUGUCAGUUUUCUUUUACAGCUUUGUGGAGUCUGUCAGAUGUCUGUCAGAUGUCAGCAACUGUUCACACUGAUGCAAUCUCUAGAGCCAAAUGCUAACUAGCUGUUAACCUUGGGAUGUUGGACUGUUGCUUUUCAUACAUAAUGUUUUGCCUAUUAAUGAUGUUCAUGGGUGUAAAUGCUGCAACUAGCUUCAGUUACUCUGAAUGCAAAACACUUGUGCAAUCUAAAACCACUACAUAUUACUACUGUGUUGCAGUUGGAAUAAAUAUUGUCACUCUUC
Molecule: messenger RNA, 2869 nt
Organism: Rhea pennata
Lineage: Eukaryota; Metazoa; Chordata; Aves; Rheiformes; Rheidae
Product: torsin-1B-like
Exons: 5
Coding region: 25-1053 (342 amino acids)
Biological process (GO): nuclear membrane organization; protein localization to nucleus
Cellular component (GO): endoplasmic reticulum lumen; endoplasmic reticulum; nuclear envelope
Molecular function (GO): kinesin binding; ATP binding; ATP hydrolysis activity
Source: RefSeq, a predicted model, not a curated record